Prorocentrum cordatum is the source of this 594-nucleotide messenger RNA. The record is from the annotation of a GenBank genome assembly. NCBI's taxonomy places the organism in Eukaryota, Dinophyceae, Prorocentrales, Prorocentraceae.
AUGGCGGCCGUGCGCCUGGCCGCGCUGCUGGCCGCCACCGUCUCCCAGUGCGGCUGCCACGGCGCGAGCUGCAACACGGUCACCCCAGGCACCUGCCUCCGUCAAGACUGCUUCGCGUGGCGAGGCCCGACGUACUGCUCCGCCCUGGAGAACUUCGCGUGCGUCUGCCGCCCCGGGCACUGCGUGAACCGCACGGGCGGCUGCUCGCCAGACCCUCGCGUGCCCACCGGCUGCACCGUCGGCCCGGGCAGGAUGCGAUCGUGCAUGCUGCAUGUCGAGCCCUGCGACGCUAGGAUGGAGUGCUCCAACGCCUUGUGGGGCGUGUGCCAGUGCUUGCCCGGAUUGUGCUGGGAUGACGAGACCAGCGAGUGCGUCUGCCCCCCAAGCGGGUGCCCAGACGGGCUCGCUGGCGGGCUCGGUGGGCGCCAGGGCGGUCCGACCCAGCAGCUCGCCGCUGCCGCCGGCGCCGCGGCUGCCUGCGGCGCCCUCGCCGCCGCCCUCGCCGUGGCCGCGCGGCGGCCGCCACCGCCAGGGCCCGCCGGCUCGUCCUGGCGCGGCGCGGCGCGGCCGCUGCUGGGGUCCGCCGCGGCGUGA